Molecule: messenger RNA, 2313 nt
Organism: Beauveria bassiana ARSEF 2860
Lineage: Eukaryota; Fungi; Ascomycota; Sordariomycetes; Hypocreales; Cordycipitaceae
Product: sulfate permease
Exons: 3
Coding region: 1-2313 (770 amino acids)
Biological process (GO): transmembrane transport
Cellular component (GO): membrane
Molecular function (GO): sulfate transmembrane transporter activity
Source: RefSeq, a predicted model, not a curated record
AUGGCUGGACGAAAUCCAACGCGGCCUGGCAGCGGUAGCUCGUCUCCGCACCCUCAUCAGCCUGCCCAGCCUAGUACCCUGCGGCAGAGCCACACGCCCGCGAGCCGCCCCGUCAGCUACGUCGGCAUCGACGACGACGACGACGACGACGACAAAUCCGCCGACGAUGCUGACUACCAGGUGCCCGCCCCCUCUGACCGCCGCGUCGGCGACUCCGAGGACACCCCGUUGCUCAUCACCGCGACCGAGACCAGCGCGCACCCCGGCGAGUGCGACCACGGCACCUUUAGCCCCCGCGCGUCGACUCCGAUGGGCGCGCAGGAGCUCGAACGCCACAUUGACCGCAUGCAGGGCUCCGAGGACUGGAAGUCGUGGCUGAAGCAGCGCAUCCGGACCAAGAAAAUGGGCACGUCAAGCGAGCUCGCGCAGCAAGCGGGCGUUCGCGACAACCCAGUCAUGUACCUGUCAUAUUACGUGCCGUGCUUGAUUUGGAUGCGGAAAUACAAAUUGUCCUAUCUGCAAGGCGAUGUUGUGGCGGCCAUCACCAUGGCGUCCUUUUACCUGCCCAUGGCCCUCUCGCUCGCCGCCAACCUCGCACACGUGUCGCCCCUCAACGGCCUGUACUCGUUCGUCUUCAACCCCUUCAUCUACGCGAUCCUCGGCUCCUCGUCGCAGAUGGUCGUAGGCCCCGAGGCGGCGGGCUCCCUGCUCGUCGGCUCCGUCGUCAAGUCCAGCGUCGACGCCGGCGGCCUCGAGGACAACGACCUCGUCCACACGCAAAUUGCGGGCGUCGUCGCCGGCAUAGCGGGCGCCAUGGUCCUCAUUGCCGGUCUGGCGCGCCUCGGCUUCCUCGACUCCGUCCUCAGCAGGCCCUUCCUGCGGGGCUUCAUCAGCGCCAUUGGCUUCGUCAUCGCCGUCGACCAGCUGAUUCCCGAGUUGGGUUUGGGCAGACUCGCAGACGAUCUGGAGGUCAGCCACAGCAGCAGCGUGGAAAAGAUUGCCUUUAUCGUCGAGCACUGGGACGAGGUGCACCGUGCCACCUUUGCUGUUGCGGGAGUCAGUUUCUUAGUCAUUAUGUUUUUCCGUGAAAUGAAACGUCGCUUGGAACCCCGGUAUCCCUCUGUCGUGUUUGUUCCGGACCGAUUCGUCGUCGUUGUGGCAUCUGCCAUCUUGUGCUGGUACUACGAGUGGGACAAGAGCGGCGUCGAGAUUCUCGGCGCCGUAAAGUCGGCCACCGGGAACCUCUUUGCCUUUCGUUGGCCGUUCAAACUCUCUCACAUGCGUCACAUACGCUCAGCCAUGUCGACCUCGUUUCUCAUUGCCCUGCUCGGCUUCUUUGAGUCGUCUGUUGCGGCCAAGAGUCUCGGCAACAGCAGCAUCCCCGGCAUGGAGCUUAGUGCCAAUCGCGAAAUGAUUGCUCUGGGUGUAGCAAACGUUGUCGGCUCUUGCUUCAUGAGCCUUCCUGCCUUUGGUGGCUACGGACGCAGCAAAGUCAACAAGACGACGGGCGGCAAGACGCCCAUGAGCUCCAUUGUGCUGAGCUUCAUUUCCCUACUUUCCGUGCUUUUCCUCUUGCCAUACUUUUACUUUUUGCCGAAACCCGUUCUGUGCUCCAUGAUUUCUGUCGUUGCUUGGUCGCUGAUAGAAGAAGCACCGCACGACAUUAAAUUCUUCAUCAGGAUCCGCGGCUGGACUGAGCUAGGUCUCAUGUCCAUCAUCUUCCUUUCCACCAUUUUCUACUCGCUGACUCUCGGCAUGGCGCUGGGCGUCGGCAUCUCGCUGCUCAUGGUCAUCAAGCACAGUACGCGCCCUCGCAUCCAAAUUCUCGGCCGCAUCCCCGGCACGCAGCAUUUCGAAAACGCCGAGGCCGCGCCGCACAAUCUUGAGUUCAUCGAGGGGUGCCUCAUUGUCAAGAUACCCGAGCCGCUCACCUUUGCCAACACGGGCGAGCUCAAGUCGCGCCUACGCCGUCUCGAGCUCUACGGCACGCCCGCGGCACACCCGGCGCUGCCGCGCAUCCGCAGCCACGACGCCAACCGCAACAUCAUAUUUGACAUUCACGGCGUCACGUCGAUUGACGGCUCCGGCACGCAGGUCCUCGAGGAAAUCGUGCGCAGCUACCGGGAGCGCGGCGUUCGCGUCUUCUUCUCGCGCAUGCCCGGCGGCGCGAACCAUCCCGUCUGGCACCUCAUGGUCAGCAGCGGCAUCGUGCGCCUCUGCGGGGAGGGCCACUUUGUCAAGAACGUGGAGGAGGCGCUGCUGAUGACUGAGUACGAAGAAAGCAUUGAGGAUGCUAGAAGUAGCCUUGCUUGA